Messenger RNA from Galendromus occidentalis (western predatory mite), 3154 nucleotides. RefSeq names its product Protein phosphatase PP2A regulatory subunit A (gene Pp2A-29B). Gene Ontology annotation, molecular function: protein binding; protein phosphatase regulator activity. Gene Ontology annotation, biological process: protein dephosphorylation. The coding region runs from base 130 to 1899 and encodes 589 amino acids. The transcript has a single exon. Lineage: Eukaryota; Metazoa; Arthropoda; Arachnida; Mesostigmata; Phytoseiidae. Gene Ontology annotation, cellular component: nucleus; cytosol; cytoplasm. The record is from RefSeq and is a predicted model, not a curated record.
CAUUACAUCAUUCGUGGUUUUCGGCAGCAUUUUUAAGUUGUGUGUGAAAGAGUCCGUUUUUGGAUCGCUAUUCGGAUUGCAGUAAGCCAUCGAUCGAUCGAACUUGGUUUAACGAUAAACAGCUGGAAGAUGGCAGCGAGCGAUAGUACGAGCGAUGACUCGCUCUACCCGAUCGCUGUGCUUAUCGACGAACUCCGUAACGAGGACGUGCAGCUUCGGUUGAACAGCAUCCGCCGCCUCUCUACGAUCGCAUUGGCGUUAGGCGUCGAGCGAACUCGAUCGGAACUGAUUCCAUUCCUGACGGACACCAUCUACGAUGAGGACGAGGUUCUUCUCGCUCUCGCCGAACAGCUCGGCCAGUUCACCCCGCUCGUGGGAGGAGCAGAGUUUGCCCACUGUCUCUUGCUACCUUUGGAAUCUUUGGCCACCGUUGAGGAGACCGUGGUCAGGGACAAAGCCGUCGAUUCGCUCCGAGCGUUAUCGCAGCAGCACAGCGCUACCGAUCUUGAAAAUUUCUUCGUCCCGCUGGUGAAACGUCUCGCGACCGGGGACUGGUUCACCUCCCGAACCUCAGCCUGCGGCCUGUUCUCCGUUUGCUACGAAAGAGUGUCGACAACGGUGAAACAAGAGCUCCGGGACAGUUUUCGCAAUCUCUGUCAGGACGAUACCCCGAUGGUGCGGAGAGCCGCCGCCGGUAAACUCGGCGAAGUCGCCAAGGUAAUCGAAGCUGAGUUCCUCAAGCAAGACAUCAUUCCCAUGUGGGCGUACCUGGCCCAAGACGACCAAGACUCCGUGAGGCUGCUCGCGGUCGAAGCAUGCGUGUCCAUUGCUCCACUCUUGUCGCAGGAAGAUGUAUCCAACCUCGUAAUGUCUACCCUGAAGGCCGCCAGCGAAGACAAGAGCUGGCGUGUGCGUUACAUGGUGGCUGAGAGAUUCACCGAUUUGCAAAAAGCCGUCGGUCCCGCGCUUGCAAGAGAACAUCUUGUCCCCGCGUUCCAGAGCCUGCUGAAAGAUUGUGAAGCCGAGGUGAGGACAGCCGCCGCGCAACGCAUAAAAGACUUCGCUCAGAACCUCUCCCCCGAAAUCCAGGAGCAGGUCAUCAUGACCUCGAUCCUGCCCUGCGUCAAGGAGCUGGUGAUCGAUACGAACCAACACGUGAAGACGGCCGUCGCCGGAGUGAUCAUGGGCCUCUCGCCGAUCCUCGGCAAAGACAACACCAUCGAGCACCUUCUUCCGCUAUUCCUCACUCAGCUGAAGGACGAAUGCUCCGACGUCCGUCUCAACAUCAUCUCGAACAUCCAGUGCGUCAACAGCGUCAUUGGAAUCCAGCAGCUGUCAACUUCACUUCUGCCGGCCAUCGUCGAGCUGGCCGAAGAUUCGAAGUGGCGCGUUCGCCUGGCUAUCAUCGAGUAUAUGCCUCUGCUCGCCGGUCAAUUGGGUGUCGAGUUCUUCGACGAGAAACUCAACCCACUCUGCAUGACGUGGUUGGUUGAUCAUGUGUUUGCCAUCCGCGAGGCCGCCACGAUCAACCUCAUGAAGCUUGUGGAGAAAUUCGGCAAGGAGUGGGCAGCGACGACGAUAGUUCCCAAGGUGGUUUCAAUGUGCCGCGACCAGAACUACUUACACCGGAUGACUUGUCUGUUCUGCAUCAACGUUUUGGCUGAAGCGUGCGGUCCCGAAUUGACCUCAACGCACCUGCUGCCCACGGUUCUCAACAUGGCCCAGGACGGAGUGCCGAACGUGCGAUUCAACGUCGCGAAGUCGCUUCAUAAACUGUGUUCGGUCGUCGAUAAAGCCACCGUUCAGGGUCAAAUCAAGCCCGUCCUCGAACGUUUAACGCAAGACAGCGAUAUCGAUGUGCGCUUCUUCGCCAACGAAGCCAUGACUUCCCUCAACUGAGCAGGUUUCCGCCAAUGCAGCUGUCUGCGUGCCUGCUAACGUGACACCGCAGUUGCAACUACCCAGCACCUCCAUCGGCUCCACUGCGACGAGGGCAGCAGCAGAAGCGACUGUGGCCCCGGGAGCUGUCGCUAUUGGUUCGAGUUUGUCUCAUUGGGAUAAUUCAACAAUAGCCGACGGGGGGAACUCUGUAAGUAAAAGAAGCAUUGAAUCUGCGAUUUACACCGAUCAACUACUGGGAGGUCAGCUACUGGAAGCAGGAAGACUCGGAUAUAGUCAGCCAGCCCUGUGUGAGGUUUGCGGAUACACUACGUCUAGCACAGACUGUAGGAGAAAGACAGGAGCUUGACCGACUCUCUCACACACAUGAACACAUACAGACACCCAACCGUACGCAUUCUGGAAAUAUACGGUCGAAUAGACACACAAUAUAUCACCAACAACCAAAUCACAUCGCCAAUUUCCCGUAAAUGAGCAACUAAAUGGAACCAAUGAUCGUCGUCCAUGUGAAUCGAGUGGUAAUAGGCUUUAGGGGCGAUGAUGAACUUCGACAUGAAUGUCCAUUAGCUUUCCCCUUACCUACCGCCAUUGUCUGCGGGUCGUCGACGUUGGCGGUAGACCUCUCCGGAAAGUAGCGGGUUUCCUGGAUAUGCUGCUGUUCCUUUUCUGUUCUUGAAAAAUUCGCGCUUUCGUUCCCGCUCUCGAUUAAUUGACGGAUCCAUCGGCUGGCUGUCUGACUCAUGAUGAAGAACUCGUUCGCGUGCCCGACGCGGCCCUGUUGCACGGUCGGCUUACCCGGAGUGUUGCGAGCGAAUUCUACCUCCACCUGCUACCGAGCCGCCGACCGCUCGAUCGGCUGGCCACCUUCUGGUCGAUCAGCCCGCUAUCCCUCGUCUACCGGUAGGAAUAGUAGUUCACUUUCAUGUGAUCAUGGGAACGAUUUCAUUCAAAAAAUGAGAACGACGUUCCGGCCGAUCGAGCGUGCGUCAAUGUCGUUCAAGUGAUUUUAUGUUAAUCUCGUUGUCUGAGGUAGUAGAGAGAACAACUUCACAAAGGAGAACAUUAAGUAAACAGAGCAAUGGAGUGAAUAAAAUGAUGGAGAGUAAAGAAUGGGUCAAGUCUGCUCGCAAAUGAGAGCCUCGCAAGCCGAGAGGGACUAUGAGGAGACAAGGUCCUGAUCUCGACGUCACGUGACUUAUGUUAGAAAGACUUGAUUUGGCAAGGUCAUUUCGUUGGAGUAAAUAAAGCAAAUAUU